AUGCCCGUCACUUGUCUAUCCAUGGCCCAUGCCACAGAUGGAGACGCCCGUCAUCUGAGGCGAGCCCGCGAUUGGAGAGUUUGGACCCAUGCACCACCACAUUUCUCAGCACCCCAUUACCCAGUCUCUACUGCGGAGGCCGGUAAUCUUUUUUCUCCAGGCCAUGUUCCAACUUUCAGCGCUUCUUCUGCCCCUGUCUACGCCAGCCGGCCUACCCUUCCUUCUAGGGGUAUGAGCUUCCUUUUAGAAGGGGGGCACGGGGAUGUCGCGCCCCUUGCGGUGUGUGUGGACGCCAAUACUGGGUCAAUAUCGGUGGCAUUUGGAGCCUUGAGCAAGCCGACGGCCUGUGAAGCGAGCUCUUGUUCCACCUUGGCUAGGUCUCCUGUGGUAUCAGGCACGGUGUCUCGAGCCCAUGACUGCUGCCCUGGGAAGUUGAGAAAUGGGCCCCAGCCGAUCUCCCCUCACGCCCCGCCCCGAAAGACUAGCAAGCAAGCUCCUCCAUCCGCGGCUGUGCUUCAGGCCGUUCCCUCCCAUCUGAAGAUGUCCGGACGUAUGACAUGGACGCGCAUUCAAGCCUUGCUCCGAGACUUCAGAGGUCACACUCGAGAAUGCCUGCCGACCAGAAGGCCAGAAUUGCCAUGCCGACCCUAUUCGUACAUCACGAUCUGGAAACAAAUAACCAAGUCUUCUAAAGACCCGGAUAACCACCGGCAAGCUCAUGGACGAGAGCGCCGGGUGCCAGGCACAAACUGGGCAUUACCACGGGCUGUGCGAGAAAUGCGGUCCAGUUGGCCCAACGAGUCGAUUGCAGUCUGCUCGUCUAUGAUGUUGCUGGACAAGCCAGGCAACUUCCGGACAUUGCACCCCAAGGCUUUGGCAGCCGCUCUGGCUCUUGGGUUCCCACCAGUCCCUGUUCCCAGACAGCUUCGAGAAGAGAAGAUUAUGGUCAGGGAAACCACGGUAUCGAUAAAGCGGUGGCUACAAUCGGUGGAGAAGCCCUGCCACCGUGCCACCCUGAUACUCCCCGAAUCCCCAGGACCAAUUUCCACGUCACUCCUCACUUUGGACGUCCAGCGGUUAGAGAUCAGCUUCCGCAGAUGCCAUUCCACCCAAAGCCUGCUCUGGACUACCCGGCAAGCGCUGAAUCGCAUCAACCAUCAAAGCACAGGCACUGACAAGGACUCCAGGCCAAGGUACCACGUUGGUAGGUAUGGAUCAGCAAGACUCGUUGGCUUGCGUCCGCUCAUUCGCUCCCUCGCCUUGCUCCAAUCUCGUGCGGCAACAGCAUGGAGUUCCCCUCGAUCGUUACAACGUCUGACGUCCACCUGUGGUUUCUUUGUCUCACCUUCUCUGUGCGCCUGCGGCCUUCCUGUCGUGGAAUCCCUCGCCGCCGUCAACUUUUGUCGUCUUGUUCCGCUGGGCCACCUCGGCCAACGCAACCCAGGAAAUACGUACGGAUAUACGGAACUGUGGCGCGGUGGGUACAGACCCUACAGGACAGGCGUCCAUUUCACGCUCGCAUUCCUCUCACCACUGACCAGCAGGAAACCCACUUGGACAGCGGACGCGAGGGGCUCCCUCCAGGAGUGGCGGCCUGGACUGGUCUAUUUAGUCAUUCUGUUGCUCAUCAUUGCCAAUUUUCCAGGCAAGCCGCCAAAUCCACCAGCUAUGAGUGUCCGCCUGGCGGCUGGCGCCCUUUACUCCAGUCUCACUUUAGGCAUAGCCAUCGGGCAAUCACCUCGGCGUGUAUUGGGCCGUACUUUGGGGUGCUACACCACUACGGACACAUUAGCACAUUGGCGGUGGUUGACAGUGUACGAAGUAAGUGCUUGCUGGAUUGCCAGCGACCAACCCUUGAGGACUGACACGGCAGGAGUAGCCCUGACAUUCGUGCAAAUAUCUUUCACAACAUGCGUCCCCCCGGUUACGCUGGAGGUAUGCAUUUCCUCCGCCAUGAUUACCGCAGAUGCAUAUAGAUAUGCGUCCGGUUUGGACCCUCCUGAUUUCUGCUGUGUAUUCACUCCAGCCGGCGCAUCAAGCGGCAACAACACCGGGGAGCGCGCAAGCCUGCCGAUUGUUAGGCUUUCAACAGGACUGAACGGGAGGGGGCCGGGGUUGACUGAGGGUCUCCGCCUUCUUCGUGUCCUGCGGCUGCAAGUGCUGCACUGCUGCAGCGUGCACUCAGGCCGCACCUUGCAGCCUGCAUACGCAUCUAGGUUUUCCAUUCUUCUGCGGGAUACAUACAAAAGAUGGUCUGGGAUUCUGGGUCUAGCCGCCCUGGAUUCACCCAAGCACGGCGAACACACGAGACACUGCGCACGUGACCUCGUUGUCGCCUCGCUCGCUUUCAUCACGUCUGCGCGGAGACGGCUAAUCAGAAUUAGCUUGUAUGCCGCCAAGUACAAACUGCACCUAUACAUGUCUCUCAAUCCAAACGGAUAUACCCAAAGCGCUACUGCCAACAUUCCGCUGCUGACGUCCGGCUGGUCACUGAUUCCCUCGCUUCACAAACUUCAUAAGGGUUAUGCCGACAGCAUGAUCUUCAGUGGAAUAUAUCACUCACUUAGACACCCUGGGCCUACCACCUCAUCGUUGGAAGCCACAUUGGCCAAGACUUUCGACUCAUCUACCUAUCUGGCUACAUACACAGUACGUCUGCGCCUUCAUCCUACCAACGUCCCAGGCCCAACACAGUAUGGAGCACACUACCGUGUUAUUCAAGGAAGUUGUCCUCCAGCAUCGGCGUGUCUUGUCACCGACUCAUCAUCUUCCGCCCAACACUGCGCAUCAACAGUGCACUUUGCCAAAGACUCGACCGAGUCGGGCUUACGCCGAUUUGUUUCCCGCGUCUCCGUCGAUGGUUCGAUACUGACUAUCCGUAGGUUGGAAAUCCUCGCCGUCACGUUCUCGCUCAUGCACCAAUACGAAGCGGUGAUCAAGAUAAGGCAGGCUCACUUUCCCAGCCACAUUCUCGGGGUUGCUAGAAUUAUGGCUGUCAGCUCUGUGCUACGACGACACGGAUACGCUUCCUUGAUACCAGAGGUCUCCCGAUUUCUCGAGGAGGUCGGUGCCCUUCGGACAGCAGCCGUCUCUCCUUACCUGCGCAUCAUGUACCGGGACCAAGUACGUAAGGAUACUGAAGGCCAGCGAUCCUACUCCUUGUCAGUCGGCGGAAGUCUGUUCGACCAUAUUUGGUUUCGUGCACCAGGUCACUUAGGGGCGUGGCUGGAUAGACAAAAGCCAAACUUGCUUCCACGAGAUGAUCAGCAUGCAAUUUUCCUUAAUCGCGCACGAUUGACGAGCCUUGACCCCCGCCCAAUGCAUUAUCCGUAUAAAGCACGCACGCAUGGUCAACUCCGCUGGUAUCUGAUCGAUCUUGAACGCUCACGUCUGAUGCCCCAACUUCACUGCCGACCUAAGCUAUUUCAAUACACACUGCUUCGAUCCUCUAAGUCUUAUCAACCCAAGAUAAAACGUAUUGUACGGAUACAGGGCCAGGGGUAUCUCUGGCAUGGCGGACGACGCCAUGAGGGGUGCCUCCUCUUCUUCCAUAAGUCAUCAGGCUUUCACGUCGAAUACGAAGACAGCUUUGGGUUGGAAGAAAUCAGUGAAGACGGCGCAGAGCAAUUCCUGCCAGGUGACUACGACCCGCAUGUUGCACAAAACGGGGCGUUAAGCUCCAGGUUACCACCAACAACGAGACCUUUCGGACUUCCAAGGUUCUAUGGGGACAAUAUCAUCCUCGAGCUAAAUAAAGCCCGGGUGACGCUCGGCCGUUUGCGGCAGGGCAGAGCAGUCAGGGCCUCGGUGAAACCGGGGCCUACCGACAAAAACACUUUAAUGCGCAAAGCUGUCAUGCCAGCUAGCCAGGCUCAAGAAGUCAGGGAUCUCAGGGGUCGACUUUGGUGGGGCAGGGAUAACAGGCUUCCCAAGGUCACUUCGAGGUUGUCGACCAAGAAUCCGCUAACCCUUGAACCAGCCCUGAAAGCACCGACCAUCGGGACGAUACAACGGGGCGAGACGGCGCCAUCCACGGCCAUCUACUUCAUUGAGCAUUUUUCGGGUUCAGAAUUCCAGAUAGGCAUUCACACUGCCCCAGGUGAUUCGGUUCGCGUGAGUAUGAAUAACUGUAUAUACCUCUCGGCUACCUGGCGGAACAAGAAUCCGGGUACGGAAUACGUACAAAGUCCGACCGAAUGCGGGAACCAGCACAUACACGCACACACAAUUCUAGACAUGGGCCAUGAUAUGGCCAUGGCUUGGAUUGGCUCAAAGAUGAUGAGUCCCUUGUCAGACAGAGGACAGCGUCAGUCGCCUAGCGUAGCCCAGCGGGCCUGGCUUGGAGAUGGGCAAAAGUAUCCGGCCGGUGCCACUCUUUAA
Molecule: messenger RNA, 4380 nt
Organism: Colletotrichum lupini
Lineage: Eukaryota; Fungi; Ascomycota; Sordariomycetes; Glomerellales; Glomerellaceae
Exons: 23
Coding region: 1-4380 (1459 amino acids)
Source: RefSeq, a predicted model, not a curated record